Messenger RNA from Lytechinus pictus (painted urchin), 4846 nucleotides. RefSeq names its product transmembrane prolyl 4-hydroxylase-like. The coding region runs from base 667 to 2574 and encodes 635 amino acids. The transcript has 11 exons. The record is from RefSeq and is a predicted model, not a curated record. NCBI's taxonomy places the organism in Eukaryota, Metazoa, Echinodermata, Echinoidea, Temnopleuroida, Toxopneustidae. Gene Ontology annotation, cellular component: endoplasmic reticulum. Gene Ontology annotation, biological process: peptidyl-proline hydroxylation to 4-hydroxy-L-proline. Gene Ontology annotation, molecular function: iron ion binding; L-ascorbic acid binding; calcium ion binding.
GAAGCAAAGUACACCUUUGAACAACGUCAUUGCUUCGAGGGGGUCCACACCUGAGGCAGACGCGUGUGAUAUGGUUCAGGCAGAUCGUCCAACCAUGGAGUAAAUAAUCAAAAUUCCAUCGAUACUCCCAGGGCGAUAACCUUCCUUCUGCCGCAAAGUGAUAUUUUAAGGGGGAAGUGGAUUUUGACCUCAACAUUGCAUGUUUCUGCACUGCAGUGGCGACAACUGAGUUCUUGAGCAUGUAGACGGAUAGCGAUAAGGUGAAAGCAACACACACAAACUGAUUCAGUAAAGCGCGCGAAAUCCAUGUCGGUAUGAUUUCGGUAGGCAACGCCGCGAUAUGCCAACUUGAAGACGUCCCUUUGCAUCAGACCGGUCUUAUUCCGACACUUACUACCCGCGAAUACCGUAAGUAUCUCGUUGUCCCAAUGGAUAGUUGACUUCUGGUGACCUCCUGUGAGACUUCGAAGUAGAAGGAAAUCCUGUUUUUAAAUGUACUAUCGGAAACUAGCAGUAAAAUCCUGCAUUGGACUGGGGUCAAGCCUCGCCCAAACUGUUACUUUCGAGGUGACAACGCUCCUUGCAGCUAGUCAAUAAUAGCUCCCUAAAGAUUAAGGACGACGUUGUACUUAGAAACCACUCAUUGCCUCUAUUUUCAAUCUAAAAAUGACAGAGGAAAAAGCAAGACCACUACUCAUUCAGCUUACACGUGUACAUCUUCUGAACUCGACGAUGUUAACGCUGCUCUUAGCUACUUUAUUUUUGAUGGGAAAGCAAUGUGAUGCUGCGGAUAGCAUCGCAUCUAGAACGGACCAAGAACCGAAUACACCGCGCUCGUUACAUGAUGAAAAAGUAGAGAAGAAACUAGUUGCAAACAAACCGAGGAAUCGGAACGAUGACGCGGAUCUGUUAUUAAGUGAGGAGGACGUCAACAGAUUUGAUGAUCAUUUCAUCGAUGAUGACGAAGGGUUUAAUGAGGAGUCUGAGGAUGAAGUCCACAACGAUGCCAUUGUUGACGCGGAUGAGAAUUCGGAAGAGUUAUUAGAUAGAGAUGAUCUCUGGCUAUUUCAGUACGAUCCAGUUGAGGUAGGUCACAUACAAGAUGUAGAAAUUGAAGAUGGUUCAAUGUUAAAGAUGAAGACACUGGCCAUAAACCCACCAAUAUUUGAAAUCAGAAACUUUCUCAGCACGGAGGAGUGCGAUCAUAUCAAGGCUCUGGCCAUCAGGAAAGGUCUCCAGACCAGUCUAACCGUCCCUGAUAAACCAGACCAGACCGAGGAAGAGCUGGAGAGGGUACUGGACUACUUCGAAGAGCUGGACCAGGACCAGAACGGUCUCAUCAACGGGACCGAGCUCUUUGAGGCCAUCAAGACGUUUGCAAACGCACAGAAUUUCAAUCUAACCAUAAAACACGUCGAGGCACUUAUUAAGGAAAAGUUGGACCAAGACGGCGAUGGCCUUCUCGACGUCGACGAGUUCAUCACCGCCGACACACCGGCCAUGGAAGACGAGAUCGACCAGUGGUUGGCGGUGAUCGGUGACUUGGGUGAGGACGAGGUCAAGAGAACUCAACCAAGGGUCAGCGAGCAAGCUUGGCUUGACCAGUGGACAACGGAAGAUGAGGUCCUUGUACGACUUCAAGACAGAGUGAUCAGUCUGACGUUACUCCCUCCUUCGAUCAUCCAAACGAGUGAACACCUUCAGGUGGUUCGUUAUCAGCCCGGUGGUCAUUAUCAUGCUCAUUAUGACUCGGAAGAAUUCGACGACGACCUCGAGUGUUCACACACCUUCGGCAUCGAAGACGGCGAUGAUGAGAGGAGGCACCGAAGCAAAGACGAUUUCACUGAAAAGAGAUUGUGUAGAUUGGCAACUAUUCUCUACUAUUUGAAUGAUGUUGAAGAAGGCGGCGGCACUGCUUUUCCCGUGGCGGAUAAUGAAACAUUUACUGAAGAGUCUCUGGAUGGUAUAUCGUAUGAUAUCUACGAUCUUUCUAAUUAUUGCUACAAGUCUAAUGUGGUCGUACCACCUGAAAAGGGCAAAGCAAUAUUAUGGUACAAUCACUACUUAGACGAAGAAAAUGGAUGGAUCGGUGAAAAUCGAAACCAUUCGUUGCACGGUGGUUGUGACGUCAUAAAGGGAACAAAAUGGAUAGCGAAUAAUUGGAUCACCGUGGACCAUAACGUUGAAAGACAGAUUCACUUCCACGACCGGUAUUACUCACUUAUCGAUCAGCAGUUUCCGAGUGAAGCCGAAUCCGCCUAUGAUAGGACGGAAAUUGACGAGCAGUUCGGGGAAGGCGAUGAUGAUGAAUUCGCGCAGGACGAAGGGUUCGGUUCGGAAACCGAAGAUACCCGAAGAACUACCGAACACACAUCAGACAACGUUGGCAGGAAAUCUGAGCAAGAGGGUGGUUUCCACUCGCCCAACCACGCGAAGGGAAAGGAAGGAAAGGCUGAAAUUUUAUCACACCAUAAAACGAGAGAAAAGUUAGAAAACGACGAAAGUGCAAGAUUAGAUAGUUUCUCACGUGCACAUAAAAGUGGGACGGAAUUCCGUAAGAACGACGAGUUAUAGCACAGGCGUUUAAAGUCAAGGGUGUCAGCAGAGUUUUUCAUUAUCGAUAGCCAUAACUAUUAAAAUGAAAAGAAAUUCUCAUCACCCCUGGCAAGUGGGGUUAAGAAAUAGUAAGACACGAGCCCUACAAAUGUAAUGGUUUAAUUUUACCCUCGUUACAAGGGGUUAAUUGGCUGUUUUCAAACUAGGAAUGCAACUUUACUCGUCACAUGAUUUCAAGCAACAUACAGUCAAAGUUUGUGUUUUUACGCAAAAAUCUUUACUCUUGAUUAUCUUGUUUUGAAAGUCACACCAAAGAAUAGUUUUUAUUUCUGGUGCAUGGGGGAAAGUGUGGUCCAAACUUUUGACAGUUGCAGGCACCCUUGGGAUCGAGUUUGGUAGUCCUAUAUAGCCCUAUAGUUUGUCAACUUCCUGUUACCCGUUUAAGUCUGAUAUCGCCAGUUCAGAUGGAGUUCAAUAUUGCAAGCAAAUUAAACUAGAUUGGGGUGCCAGGGCCUCGCAUGAAAUAUGAACCUUUUCUGUUAGGGAUGGCGCUCCAGGAGCUAGUGGGAGGGCUGACCGCCCGGGAUGCUUUUUCAAGUAGUGAAAAGAAUAAAAUCAAAGCGGGAAAGGUGUUAAAGUUAUUGUUUAACUUUGUGAGCAGCCGAUUUAAAAAAUUAUCAAACCAAGAUGAAACAUGUCUACAAGUGCAUGUAUUAGAACUAAUAAACCCUGAAAACAACCAUUAUUGAGAAUGAAAAGCUAAAACUACAAGGCAAACCCCGAUUUUGUAAAUAGGCGUCUUAUAGACGCCUAAAUAGUACACAUAAGUGUAUGGGAUGAAAUUAAGAUGGUGUUUUUGGUCACUUUAUAUUUCAAUUUUUGAAGCUCUAAAUAAUUAUUUUCGAACGCAAUUUUUUCUGGGCUUCAUUUUUGUAACAUAUCACAGACACAGGUGACAAGUGUGACCUUCUAGCUCAGAUUUUCUAAAGUCACACCAAUGUUAACCAAUCACUUUAAGGAAUGGAAUAGGAAAGAAACGUAUAAGAAAUAAAGAUAUAGAUCGUGGCGUUCUUUAAUACUCCUAUUAAAUUUAACCCUUUGCGCGCUGAUGUUGCAAUCUUGCACAUUUGUUCAUAUAAAUUCAACAAUCGUAAUAUUCUCCCCUACCUUGAAAUUAGAUAAGCUAAAUAUCGUUCUUGGAUAACAUCUAUAUAAUAAUAAUAAGUAUCAAUGGUGCAAUAUGGAAAUCUUGAAUUAAAGAAAGUAACAUGGAACCAAUUGCCAUUAUUAUCCCAAAAAUCAAUUCACCAUGCAAAGAGUUAAUAGAAUGACGUCACAUCUAGGUCUUCUCUCCCCCCCCCCAAUCAGGAGACAUCGCUUGGUGCCGCCCCAGUUUUUUUGUUUGUAUUUAGUAAAUUGAAUGAAACGCAGUAAGAUCUCUCAUUCAAAAUGACAUCUAGUUCCCAUCCACUUCAGUUGUUCCUGUCAGGAAAGUUUCUUUUGGUUGUGAAUUAUGAAAUUUCUGCCAUCAGAAACUGGAAAAAAAAGUGAUGGCGCGUCCGGGCGCGUCGGACACUCUGUUAUGUUCUGCAACCGCACGACACUUAGUAUUUGGGUUUGAUAUUGAAGAAGAGAUCUAACGUUUACUCAAAGCCGGCGCCAAAAAGAGGGAACAGGGGCGUAAAGUGAAGAAAAAAACAAAAGAGAAAAGGUAAGAAAGGGGAAGAAAAAGAGGAUUUAAAAAGGAUUUAGGUCCUUCCACUUCUAAUACCCUUUUAGUUAAGUAAGAAAAUAAUCUGUCGUCACCUUGCUCCCCCCCCCCCCCCCCCUCUCCCCCACUUUUAUCAAAACGAACUGACGGCGCUCCUCAUCGUAUUUGUUAUCAAAGCACAUUGAUGAUAAUAGCCGUUUCUGAAAACCCCGAGUCCGUUUUUUCUCGGACGCAUUGAAUAAAAAAGAAAAUAGUGCUUUUUCAAUGCAUCGAGAAAUUUGAAAGCAACGUAGAUAAUAAUCCUGUAUAUAUGUUCAGAAUAUUUAAUUGCGAGUGAGUACAUUUUAUUCUAGAGUUCCAAUAUUUGGGACGAUAAAAAGUUUCGUUUUAAUGAUGAUCAUUUGGGGAGUGCAAUUCUAAGUUUUAUGACGGGCGUAUUGGCGUAACCGGUAUGGCAAACUUUGCAAAGUGAUUGUACAUAAUUUUAUUUUGCUAUAUGCAGAUAGCAAGCCGUACAGUACUUUCAAUAGGCAUACAAUGGACUGAAUGAGUACUUCAUUAAAUGUUUUUAUCAUUCCA